AUGCAGCAAGCAGCGAAUCCGUGCGAUUUGUCAGCCCAGCCGAUCAGCAUGGAGGAGUCCCGAACGUCGAGGAGCAAGGACAAAGUGAAGCCGGACAAGCACCAAAGAGCAGCCAUACAGAGCCUGGAAGGAGCAGAUGUGUUGCAGUUGCUUCUACAGCAGGUCUUUGAGCGUGCUUCUUCGGAUGGGGUACUUAUCGAGUCUUUCUACCUGCAGCAGCAGAUCCACUGGGAGAUCGAGAAAUACUCCAGUCCGCGUCUUUCAUCACCCCAGACAAUGAGGACCAUGAGGAAUCUGCACAAGCUCCUCUCUCGCAUGAUCUUGAAGCAGAUGAUUCACUUUGUCCGGCAUAGCCCUGUUUGUGACAGCUUCCUCGACAAUGUGCAGACACAGAUGGCUUCCUUUACGGUAGGCAAUACGAUUGACGUCAACGAUGUGAGGCUUGCCAAGUCUGUAUGGCUGUAG
Molecule: messenger RNA, 465 nt
Organism: Symbiodinium sp. CCMP2592
Lineage: Eukaryota; Dinophyceae; Suessiales; Symbiodiniaceae
Source: the annotation of a GenBank genome assembly